Molecule: messenger RNA, 1539 nt
Organism: Aspergillus caelatus
Lineage: Eukaryota; Fungi; Ascomycota; Eurotiomycetes; Eurotiales; Aspergillaceae
Product: cytochrome P450
Exons: 4
Coding region: 1-1539 (512 amino acids)
Molecular function (GO): iron ion binding; heme binding; oxidoreductase activity, acting on paired donors, with incorporation or reduction of molecular oxygen
Source: RefSeq, a predicted model, not a curated record
AUGGGCUUAGUCGAGCUGUCCCUAGAAACCCGCUGGUUGAUCGUCGGCGGUCUUCUCGUCCUCUACUUCGUGAAAAAGUUUCAAACGUACUAUCGUCUCCGAAAGUUCAAGGGCCCACUUAGCUGCGGUUUCUCCAGUUUUCUGCACACCAAGGCGGUGCUCAGCUUGCAGUGCGAAAGAUGGUAUAAAGAGAUGACCGACAAGUACGGCUCCGUCGUGCGCAUCGGCCCAAAUGCACUCAUCACCUCAUCGCCAGAGUUAUGGGCUCAUAUUAACGCGGUCCGGUCGCCAUAUAAAAGGUCGGACUGGUAUUACCAUGCGGCUCGAUUCAAGCCAGGCGAAGAUCACGUCUUCAGUGAGACGAAUAACGAGAGACAUGACCAGAGGCGGAAGCAAAUGUUAAUGGGAUAUUCCGGAAAAGAGAAUCUGUCGCUAGAAGCGGAUAUCGACCUGCGAGUGCUGGAUUUUCUAGAUCUCAUUCGCAGCCGAUAUCUCUCCACGGAAGACAGUCUAAAGCCGAUGGACCUGGCGAAGAAAGUCCAAUACUUAACCCUGGAUGUGAUCAGCACGGUCGGCCUGGGGAACAGCUUCGGUAUGCUCAAGGCCGAUAAGGAUGUCAAUGACUACAUCAGAUCUGGAGAAGAGGGACUCUGGAUGUCGAACUUCUUUAUGGGUACGGGUCUACACUGGAUCAUGCAAAUUGAGUGGGUUGGGAAGCUUCUCGGACCCUCCACGAAUGACGCGACAGGCUUCGGGAAGAUGAUGGCCACGACCGGGCAGAUGGUGGCGAAGCGACUACACAGCCCGACCGAUGCGAGGAGUGACAUGCUUGCUUCGUUUAUCCGACAUGGGCUAAUCGGCAACGAACUAUGGAUGGAGGCAUUUGAGCAGGUUCUGGCCGGAUCCGACACCACGGCAUCAGGCAUCCGCGGCAUCCUACUUUGUCUAUUUUCAAAUCCGCGAGUGUAUAAGAAGCUGCAAGCUGAGGUUGAUGGCGCGGUUCAAGAUGGCAGGGCACCAUCCAGCGGGAUCAUUUCUGACGCCCAACUGCGACGACUCAAAUACCUGCAGGCGGUGAUCAGGGAAGGACUGCGGAUCUUUGUCCCGGUCGUCAAUAUCUUCGCGAGGGACGUACCGUCUGAAGGUGACGAAGUAACCGUGGAUAGUGAAUCUGUUACAAUCCCUGGUGGCACUUGGAUUGGGUAUUCUGCGCUGGGCAUGCAUCACAACAAGGCCACCUAUGGGGAAGAUGCGGAACUUUUCAGGCCGGAACGAUGGCUAAUUGACGACAAAGAUCACCUGGCGAAUAUGACGAGAGUCAACGAUCUUAUAUUCGGUUACGGUCGCUGGAAAUGUCUCGGCCAGACUGUUGCAUUAAUUGAAAUCGGCAAGACAGUUUUCGAGGCGCUGCGUAACUUUGAUUGGGCGCUUGCCAAUCCAGAACAACCGUGGCGUAGAAAGAACGUCAAUGGCCUUUUUGCCGUGACCGACAUGUGGGUUACAGUGACUGCAAGGGAGAAGCUUAGUAGCGGUCCCUAG